Molecule: messenger RNA, 1503 nt
Organism: Chanos chanos (milkfish)
Lineage: Eukaryota; Metazoa; Chordata; Actinopteri; Gonorynchiformes; Chanidae
Product: potassium voltage-gated channel subfamily S member 2
Exons: 2
Coding region: 1-1503 (500 amino acids)
Biological process (GO): protein homooligomerization; potassium ion transmembrane transport; action potential
Cellular component (GO): membrane; voltage-gated potassium channel complex
Molecular function (GO): delayed rectifier potassium channel activity; protein binding
Source: RefSeq, a predicted model, not a curated record
AUGGUGAAAGAGAACUUCCCUGGCUGGGUCCAGACUCCCGAGGACCACCUGGUGCACGUCAACGUCGGUGGUCUGAAGCAAAGUCUGUGUUCCAGCACACUGCGGAAGUUUCCAGACACGAGACUCGGGCGGCUGCUGGCCUGCGAGUCGGAGGAAGCCAUCUUACAGGUCUGUGAUGACUAUGACGUUCAGCAGAAGGAGUUUUACUUUGACCGUAAUCCGUGCCUCUUCCCAUAUGUGCUGCACUUUUACCAGACCGGCAAGCUGCACAUUAUGGAGGAGCUUUGUGUCUUCUCUUUCUGUCAGGAGAUUGAAUACUGGGGCAUCAACGAGUUUUUCCUGGACAGUUGCUGCAGCUACCGCUAUCACGACCGAAAGCUGGAGAGUCGACACAAGUGUUGGGAUGAGGAGAGCGACGUGAGCAGUGUGGACACGUCGGUGGACGAGAUCUCUGACCUCAACAGGGACAUCUUGCACUUCCAGGACAUGCGCUGCGGGAACCUGCGGAAAUGUUUGUGGCUGACCUUGGAGAACCCGGGUUACUCCAUCCCCAGCAAGCUCUUCAGCCUUCUGUCCAUAAGCGUUGUUAUCACCUCCAUCGCCACCAUGUGCAUCAACAGUAUCCCUGAGUACCAGCUCUAUGAUGAGAAAGGCAAACCAGUGGAGGACCCCACCAUCCAAGCCCUGGAGGUCUUUUGCAUCUGCUGGUUCACGUUUGAGGUGAUUACGCGCAUGCUGCUGGCCCCCAACCGCCGCAAGUUCUUCCUGCAUCCCCUGAAUAUGAUAGACAUGGCGUCAGUGGUGCCCAUCUACGUAACACUGUUCUUUGACCUGUUCGCCGAGAGCGAGUCAGAAUUGGGAAACCUGGGGAAACUGGUGCAAGUGUUCCGCCUCAUGCGAAUCUUCAGAGUUCUUAAGUUGGCCAGACACUCCACAGGCCUCAGGUCACUGGGAGCGACACUACGGCACAGCUACAGGGAAGUAGGCAUUCUGCUGCUCUACCUGGCAGUGGGUGUCUCUGUGUUUUCGGGUAUAGCGUACACAGCAGAGUAUGAGGAAGAUGUUGGGCUGGACACCAUCCCCGCAUGCUGGUGGUGGGGUACGGUCAGCAUGACCACGGUUGGCUACGGUGAUGUCGUGCCUGUUACCGUGGCUGGUAAGCUGGCCGCAUCAGGCUGUAUCCUGGGGGGGACCCUGGUGGUGGCCCUUCCCAUCACGAUCAUCUUCAACAAGUUCUCACACUUCUACCGUAAACAGAAGGCUCUGGAAGCUUCGGUGCGCAACAACAACAAGAAGCGCCUGAAGAUGUCCAAACAGGAGAGGCAGGGGGACACAGGCUCAGAAGGAGACAGCCAGUGCCUGGAGGAAGACGAGGACAAUGGGGAGGAAGGUGAUGAGGAAGGUGGGGUGGUGAACUACAGUUAUGUGGAUCAUCCACCUCAACCAUCUACGUUUGGGAAGAGAGCUCCACUGGCAAGCACUAAAGACUUGUACCAGCUUUGA